Mytilinidion resinicola is the source of this 2092-nucleotide messenger RNA. RefSeq lists its product as uncharacterized. The transcript is spliced from 2 exons. Gene Ontology annotation, molecular function: DNA binding. The record is from RefSeq and is a predicted model, not a curated record. Gene Ontology annotation, cellular component: nucleus. Bases 145 to 1863 code for a protein of 572 amino acids. Lineage: Eukaryota; Fungi; Ascomycota; Dothideomycetes; Mytilinidiales; Mytilinidiaceae.
AAUGCAGUCAUUCUCAGCGGACCGCAUGGUUCCGGCAAAACGGCGACUGUGUAUGCUGUUGCGAAAGAACUCGGAUUCGAGGUAUUCGAAAUUAACCCUGGAACUCGACGCAGCGGCAAAGAUAUACUUGACAAGGUAGGCGACAUGUCGGAAAAUCAUCUGGUCAAUCACAAUUCAGGCGAACAGAAUGUGGCACCAACAGCUAUUGAAGCGGUUGAUCCCGAUCAAGAUCGAAUGGCUGAAGCCCUUCAGAAGGACCUCGAGAGCGGUCGACAGGGUACCAUGACGUCUUUCUUCAAGCCAAAAGCCCAAGUCAAGACCCAAGCAAAGCCAAAAGCAAAAUCGAUAUCCACGAAGAUCAAGAAAGCCUCUACUCAUGUUCAAUCUGCCUUCCCAAAACCGCAAAGCCAGCCCCAGAACCAAAAGCAAUCCUUGAUCCUGCUAGAGGAGGUAGAUGUCCUAUUCAAAGAAGACGAGUCGUUCUGGGCCACUGUCAUAAAAUUAGCCACUCAAUCCAAGCGGCCGAUAGUUAUGACCUGCAACGACGAAAGCCUCAUUGCUCUUAACGCCUUGCCUCUCCAUGCGAUCCUGCGUCUCUGCCCCCCUCCCGCGGAUCUUGCAGCAGACUACCUACUUCUCCUGGCGGCUAAGGAGGGCCACUUGCUAGAACGAAGGGCUGUCAGUGAUCUUUACAGAUCCAAAGAUCACGAUCUACGUGCUAGCAUCACCGAGCUGGAUUUCUGGUGCCAGAUGUCGGUUGGAGACAGGAAAGGAGGGCUUGAAUGGAUAUAUCAGCGGUGGCCACCUGGAAAAGAUGUCGACGAGCACGGCCGGAUCCUCCGUGUUGCCAGCAAAGGCACCUACAAAUCUGGCAUGGGAUGGCUUUCGCACGACGUGAUACAGUCCAGCGACUGGCUUGCUUUCGACAAGGAGGAGGAGCUGUUGACGGAAGCCUGGUGCAUGUGGGGAAUCAGUCCAGAAUGCUGGGCUCAUCCACCAAACGACGUCCAGGAGAUGCAUAGUGGCUCAGCCGUCCGACGCAAAAUCAAAACACUUCAACAGCUAGAAGAUCUGCUAGAAUGUGUCAGUGCAGCCGAUACCUAUUGCAGGGUCGGGCUGCCUUUCAACGACAUGGACCCGAUGGAUCCAACUCAGCCACUCAUGCCGCGCAACGCUGCUCAGAAUUUCACAGAAGUCCAUUCCCUGCUCCAAGCCGACCCACUAGAGGAUCCCACAGCUUUCGCCGAAAAGUUGUACGUACGAACCCAUCUCGCCGCCCAGCGAGCCGCUGCCUCCUAUUCCCUCUCGUACUUCGAAGACAUUCGCACAACAUACUACUCAGACCCAUCCGCGCCAGAAACCUACACGGGCGCGAUCCUGGCUCAUAAAGCCUCAAUCCGGACCACGACUGACCUCACCCGCUGGGACUUCGCAGAAGCUCUGGAUCCACUCGCCAUCCCGCCUGCUAAUGCCCUCACGCAUGCUGCGCCAUCGUCUCUCAUCGCUUCCUCAUUCGAUCGCGAGUUCCGUGUUAUCGUUGAGGAUCUCGCGCCUUACGCUCGCAGCAUCGUCAAGCAUGAGCAGAAACUGGAGAUUGAGCGGGUGCGGAUGAGUAACUUACUAUCAGAAGGCGGUCGGGCGAAGAGGCAGCGGACGAGUAGAGCGUCUCGCUCGGCACUGGAGGGCGGUAAGAGGGAAGAAAAGAGGAGGGAGAGAUGGUUUACGAAAGAACUGAACAUGGACCUUGUUAUGGCGACUGGCGGGAAGGGAUGGGCGGGGAUGGGCACGGAGGUUGAGAGUUUGGCGUCCGACUCGAGGAGGAGUGGGAGUGUGAGGACCGUUAUUAGUGAGGAUGAGGAAUGAGGUAUGGAGGAUGGGGGCUGGGCGGGGAUGGGGAUUCAGGGCAGGCCACUAUGACGGUUAUCGUACAUUUCAUCAGCAUACAGAUCUGGAUAUUCUAAACGGCAUGGAUAGUAUGGGAGGGAGGCUCACAUGGAACAGCAUUUGCGGCUAUGGGCAUACAUCUGGCGUUGAUAUCGGCUCAUCAGAUAGGGGCGAGCCAUCGUAUGUAUCUAAGGAAUUGCAUCUCUAU